UUGGCUGGUUGGUUGUUUUUUUGAGCUUGGAGAAUCCUUGCAUCAGGGCCCACUUCUGGAAGACCGUGUAGAUCCAUUUCUUGGCUUUACAGGGAAUGCCAGCAUCCUGGGUCCGAGGAGCUAUAGCUGUUGCCAGUGUUCUUUCCCUAGGGCCAGAUUUCUUCAGCGUAGUCAGACUCAGUGUUGAAUUGUUUAAUAUGGGUGACAUCACGUCCUCUUCAUCCUUUCUACCCCAAAAUCCCAUGUCUAGGUUGAAAGGGGGCUGCCAAGGAAUUAGGUCCUCAUGAGCGGAGGUUCAGGUGCUCCACAAAGAGGAGCUUUAGUUGAAGGACUUCAGCUCAGUUAUGCACAGACCUCAAGAAGGCAGGCAGUGGCUGGACAUUGCUGACUCUGCGUUGACUUCCACUAGGAACAGAUUUGCUUAAGAACAGAAAAGAUCAUUUGGUGACUUUGCCUGAUGAGCUUCCCUUCCCCUCUCCCACUCUAGGCAACACAGUUGACCUAGGCCAGUUCAGGUAUUUCCAGUUUGACUGUGGUAGACCUACGUUGAGCUUCAGUGCUUCAGUGGUCGUAACUGUAGCAAAUGGACCUACAGGAAGCAACCCUGGGAGGGACCGUCCUUCUGCAGAGGCCUGCGGGCAUAGAGGCUAUCAGUCCUCAGGGCUUGGGGAGCAGAAGGGGAGAACACCAAGUGCUCUUACUACCCUGAGCUCCUUUUAAUGUGUAAGCUUUGUUUUCGGCCCUCUUUGAGGGCAGGGCCAAGCUUUUCUAAGUGCCUCUCACCCUAGGGUUGCCCUUUAGGAGAGGUACCUCUUGAAUGGCUGGAUUGGCCCUGCCCAUUAUGAAACUGCUAUAUGUAGGAAUGGCAGAUGAGGAAACAUACAAGGCCUCAGUGCCCCAUGGCCUCUUUACAAAAGGAGAAGUUGGAAGGGGGUUGUGGGAGGAGCCCCUGGGGGCCUAGCCUGUCCUCCACCAGAACCUGGAGUUGCUGCCAGCAGAGGACCUGUGCCUCAGCUGAGGACUACCUUUGGAAUGUCAGGCGGUGUGACUGUGUAGGCCCUCUCCUCAUCCUCGUUUCUGUGGCAUGGCACAGGUUGCCCAGUAGCUUGAGCUUGCCCCAUGUUGACAUGCCUCCACAAGCUUACAUUUGCUCUGGCUACAGCUCAGUGCCCCAUUCUGGAGGGCACUUUCUGGUGCAUGGAAGGAGAGAAGAAAGCAAAGGCCACAUGCCUGGUAUGGCCAAGCCAAAGACAGGUCCACCUGUCAGGGGAAGGAAGAAGUGAAGGGGACAUGCAGGGCUUUGGGGGCCAGAUUGGCUCAGAAACAUGUAGGUUGAAAGAACAGAGGUGGCCCAGUCAAUAGGUUUCACAGGGAGCCAUGGCCUGUAUUUGGGGCAUUGGGGAGCAGCAGGCAUCUGAACUGGUCUGAAUCUCACUCUUUUCUUGGGCCAAGCCAAUGUGGAGAGAAGGAACCCAACCAGACCCCUGGCAACCUGCCUUACAGGGUAGCGCACAUAUCUGCCCAAUGCCAACCCUCUGCUGCUCCAGCUUUGGUACAAGAGUGAGGGAGAAGCUGGCGCUUGCCCACCCAGUGGCCAGUGGGCCUGUCUUCCCAGCUCCUCCUCAGGGCUUUGCUGUCAGUGCCAAGCCGGUUCCCCAGCCAGAUUUCCAUGUGCCAUUUGCCAGCGUGUGGGAGCUCUGCGCAUGUAUGAGGGUGUUUGUAAAAGAGGGCAGUUUACUUUCAAAUGGCCUCAGAAAGGGAAAAGAGUGCUCCCUCCAGCCCCCAGGUGGCCUUGACCAGGGAUGUGGGCCAAGGAGUACAGUCUGUGGAGCUGGCCAACUUGUGGCAUCCACUCCGAAUAACAGAGACCCAGUCACGCCUACUUCGGGUCCUCCCGGCCCUCAGUAUUUGCUUUUGUUCACCAAAGAUGAUCUGACCCACCUUCCUCCCAGAGGCACAACAGUAACAUAUUCCUCUGUCAGCCUGUGAGGGCAUGUGGGGUUCUGAAGCCACGGACUCAGUCUCCCCAAGUCAGCAAUCUCUUUCUCUGUCUCUCUCCUCGAACUUCAUCGCAUUUGUAGAAGCUACUUGCAGGGUCGCUGGGCUAACCAGGGCGAUCGGCGAACUUUACUGUACAGUACCUCAGUCUAGCUGUCAGAUCAUCCCUUUUGCUGUAGCCUAUGUUGGGGUUUUUAUAUUUGUGAUCAUUGGUAAUUCAGUGUCUUAUGAAGUGGGCACAGCUCCCCACAGAGUGCAAGUUGUCAGCACGUCUCUGUGCACUGGUUGUUGCGCAGGGCAGUGCCCUGUGGAUGAGCUAGGUGGCUCAGGGGGCAGCAGAAGGGCCCUUUUCCCUGCUCCCUCUGCCACAAAUACUUCCCUGGAUUUGUAGACGUUGACCCAGAGUCAUCUGUCCCCUCCUGAAAAGGAUUUUCUUACUGGUUUCGACUGAAGGGGAAGUAGGGGAGGAGGAAAAAAGGACCAUGUGUGAUGCUCUCAGAGAAGACACUGAUGCUGAUUAUGGAGGGUUUCCUGCAGGUCCUCGUGGGCUCCUGGGCAAGACCCCAGGCUGGGAAGGGGUUCCCCCCACUGCCCAUCCUGCCUGCUCUGUGCUGGGCAGAGUCAGUGACAGGGAGGCGGCCCUCUUCUUAUGUAUAUAGAGUGAGCUGAUUUGGGCUCAGGAAAACCUAGUCACUUGUUGCUCUCUUCUGUGACAUUUUUGUACGCUGGUUUGCUACUCACGGCAAGAAACAGACAAAACCCCGUGAAAAACAAAACAAAACAAAAGUCAUUUCAAAAAAAGCUGUUGUUUUGAAAACUCUUGCUUUCUUUUGGUGUCAAUUUUGUGUUUCGUUUUAAAGAAUCCUUCAUUUAUAUUGGUGUUACUGUAGUGAAGAGAAUAUGAUAGGCUGAUCUGUAAUGGUUUCUGCCAGGAGCUUAGCAAAUGCCUCUGACCCUCUUCCCCUACCCCUAUCCUUCCUCGAUUUCCAGUUGGGAUUGCUAUGCUCUGGGCAGACCCCUCACCGUCUCCCCUGAAACCCCACACAGUGGCUGUCUUUAGAACCAGUCUUUGUACUCUCCCUCAACAGCAGCAGGGUAAGGCUGGUUCUUGCGUGCUCUGUGACCCCACCAGUUUGCACACCUCUUGGGGCGUUUUGUAAUGUGUUUUCUCUGUUUUGUAAAAUCUUUUGAUUGUACUGAAAUGGUUUCUGCAGUUGCCUUUGGAAAUAAAUGGUCAUUAAUUUGUUUACUUAGCAUUCUGCAUUUUAGUCUCAAGUGUUUCUGUUGUUGGAGAUCCUUGAAUGAAAAGGAACCCUCACCAUGGGACUUACUGCUAUGUUUUCUUCAUUUACUGUUAAUUAGAAGAUUUAUGAGA
This is a messenger RNA of Cebus imitator (Panamanian white-faced capuchin), 3373 nucleotides long. RefSeq lists its product as uncharacterized. The transcript has a single exon. The coding region runs from base 1456 to 1989 and encodes 177 amino acids. NCBI's taxonomy places the organism in Eukaryota, Metazoa, Chordata, Mammalia, Primates, Cebidae. The record is from RefSeq and is a predicted model, not a curated record.